GCGCUUGACUUCAUGAUCAACCAUGUCUUUCUCCCCCCUCAACUGCCGCAAGAGGACGACUCAGAAGCUGGAUACCUGAAUACCACCAUUCGAGCCUUUCGCGAUUCCGUUGAAUGCUUCCUGUCGGCAGAGCCUAGUUCCGCUCCCUCUGUCCGGCCUGCGGUUGACAUGCUCGACCGGCUCCUGAGCACCGAGACUCGUGGCAUGCACCAUGUGAUUUCCGACUUGAAGAACGGUGGCAUCGCCCUUUUCCACCUCCGCGCCCAGAACGCCGGCCUACUCGUCACUGCCCGACAAGAUGACGUUCUCUUCGAAGCCUUUGAGCUCCUCGCCCCAAACGACAAGGUCAUGUCCUGCCUGGGCGCCCUCCUCCGCGAGUUCCCCGACCGCGCCGCGGUCAUCACCUACGCCCGGCUCCAAGACCCCGACUUCCUCAGCGAACUCGCCAACUUCAUCCAGACUCUCACCGCCAGCAACGUUCCCGUGGCCCGCCCCAAAAUCAAAAAAGCAAAAACCUUCCAGCCCGAGGAGCGAGAUACCGUCUCCCCGCUGCUCGUGAACGGCAUGCUGAUCGACCUGCUCUCUGGCCUCGGUGAGAGCGUCGCCCCCUUGAGCCGCGUCACCAAACGCAGCCGCGAGCAUGUCGGUUGGAGCAGCGCCCUCCUGCCGUUUCAUCGCUGCGCGACAUGGUUGCUUCUCCGCGUUGCGCUGCGUCUUGUUCUCGACAGAGCGGCGGCUGCUGGCGUAGGUGGAGAGACGUCGUGGUACAAACCGCUGAUGGCGUUCCACCUCGCCCGUCUCUUGGACAUGGCUGCGAAGGCGAAAGAUCCCCCGGUACCCAAUGACAGGCUGUUUGUCAUGCAGGCCAAGGUCGUUCGGCGUGUGGUCAAAUUGGAUCCUGCCGUGGAGACAGGCUGGGUGAAGGAGGUGAGGGUGGCGGUGGAACGGGCUAAGAAAGUGAUAGAGAGGCGUUGGAAGACGGUGCGGGACAAUAACUCCAAGGUGCUUCCUCUGGAGAAGCUCGCCAACCUCUCUUUCGAGAAAGAUACCGCGCUCAAGCUGCCCAGUUUCCGCAAACACCUGGCCUGGAUCAAGUCUCGGUCUGCUGGCGCCGCUGACCCCAUGGGCCCGGGGGACACCACGCACUUCCGCCCGCUGCCACAUUCCGAGCUGCCCAGACUGGACGCCGCUCCCAUCGAUUCAGUGAUGGAUCGAUCUGAGCUUCUCGAGUUUGAAGCAUGGGUUGAGUUUGCGCUCCCCGCUUGGAUCGAAGCCCAGUUUUGUCUCCCUCUCGGCGACGCUUGCGGGUCUGAGUUUGCCGUGCUGGCCGUGGAGAAGCUGCAAACCCUUAUUCAGGUGUAUCGCAAGCGAGCGGUCAAAACUUACAAUGGCAUCCCUGACGCCCUGUCCGCCAUGUACCUGAUCCUGAUGGAGCUCUGGGUUGCCAUGGACAAGAUCGCGGGCAACGCCAUACCCCUGCUGCUCGACUACGACCCAGGCUUUCCGCUCGACAUGUUGCAUCCGUUGUUGCUUGAGCGGAAGAAGGACAUGGAGCGUCUCGUUGCUCUCGAGACGUAUGUCUCCCAUCGGCGGAAACAAGCCGCGGGGCAGUAUCUCACAGCCUUUGGAGGAUUCGGUCAUGACCAAUCCUUUGCAGUUCGCUUUUUCAAAACCUCAACUCAGCAUCAGAGGCUCAAGCACGAGAUUGUGGCCUGGGCAGGAGAGAUGAAAACCAAAAAGCUGCAACACUACGAGGACAAAAGGACAGAGCAUGAGGCCCUGGCCCAGGCUCGCCGCGCCUACCCGGCCUGCGAAGAGGUGUGGGAUUCAUGGGAGGAGUGUUACAGACAUUCCUCCAGCUGUGAGCGCUGCCGUUUGGACAGAGCAAUGAAGGCGAUCAGCAUCGAGAUCUUCGAGUGGCCGAUGCCCACAAAUCCCAGGCACGCCGACGCCGUGGUCGUGGAGAUCAGCAUUCCCCCGCUCGUCGAGCUCUGGCGAGAGGUGACGUGGGAGCUGGUCACAGACGUCUUUCGAGAUGAAAAACGCGACGGCCACGGUCGAGGCGAGAAGCACCUCUACUUUGCCAAGAGCCACAGCGGCCGAGAGGACCGGUCGUACGCCGGGGGGAACUUCCAUCCAGCAUCGACGGUGAAGCCCAUGAAUGUCGCACAUUAUGGCAAGGGCACCCACAUCCUCGACGCAAAGCCUGACAACAUUUGCGUUCCCCACGCCGCGCAUUAUGAGUAUUACGACGGGCCCUCGCGGCGCCCCGCUGCUGGCCAGAUCGACGGUGCCUGCCUCCCGCGCAAUUGCUCAUAUGCCGGGUUCGUGGAGGAUCUGGCAGACGUGGCUGACUGGGUUCGUUAUACCCGACACACCUCGAACGAGGUCGUCGCGGCCCAGCAUCGGUGCCCGCUCAACAUCACGCUCGACGAGUUCCGGGCCUUUGGGAACCUCCGCGCCGGCGUGCCUUUGCAGUGGGCAAACGUCCUCUGUCAGCUCGUCAUGCCGGCGGUUGACUUCAAUAAGAAAUCGACCUUUGCGUUGACCAUGCAGGCGUGCCUCGAGGCAGGGCCAGUCGAUGCCAAGGUCGCCGGCUCCCUUUGGAGGGAUGCCCAUGGUGACACCCAGGACGAGAUCUUCAUGAACCAGAUGCUCCAGGCUCUGGAUGAGGCCCUUGAGCGGAUCCGCGAGAGUUGGCAGAACGACACCGCCCUCUGCUUGCUGACCUGUCUGGCCACGAGGUUGCUUUCCGUGUCUCCUUCACCCGGAAUCUCGGACGGACUGCUGAAGUAUCUCACGAAGCUGCGAGAGGCAUCGAUCACAUGGUCAAGGCAACUCCUGGAAAAGCUCAACGCCAGCAACGAGCAUGAAAAGAGGCAAGAAUGGGCUCGGCGGCUUCUCAUGGCAGCGUUAAUCUGCGUUGCGACUUUCAACAUGGGAGAGGUUCAUCUGGCGUCAGUUCUCAGCUCGCCCCAUGAGCUUUCUGUCCUGGUCGAGGCAACAGUGCUUGCUCGAAAUCACAUCCCAUCCUCUGGGAGACCCUCCGAUCCCAUCACGCUGCAGCUCGUGCACCGUUGGCACAUAGUCAUGUACAAAGCACGCGCCAGUCUAGCCAAUGAAACGAUGGACAGUGACCACAGUGGACUGGACGACGCCAUCAAGCGGCUUUGGGUUGGGUAUUUACCCCCGCCUGCCGCAUGGACACCGCGCUCUCAGGAAUCCCAACAACAUAUCCUGGAGCGUGGGAUCGUCUCCUUCAAUCUCCUCACCGGCUAUCUCUUCGUCGACGGCCACCCCCUCACGAAGCUGCCGCUGGCCUAUCAACAGCACAGUACCUUCCGAGAGCUUUUCGGGGAACAGAUCUUGGAUGUCGGGCCUUCGAGCGUCCCUGGGAUGCAGUUCUCAGCGUGCCAGGAUCUACAGGGAUGGGUCGUCUACUUUGCGAUGAAGGACGGCAGGUUGGUGGUGCGCUCUGUCCGGAAUCGAUCGCCUGACGCCAUCACACACGACGACACGGAAUGGGAGUACAUCCCGCAAGACCAUUUUUCAGAAGACUUGCCGGAUUCGUUCGUCUACAACUUUGCCCAUUGGCUCAACCUCUCGACCAACGAAGUUGAGUUUCGUCCUCUCGCUCAGAAGUGGGGAACCUCGCCGGAGAACUGGUGCCUUACCCGCGUACCCGGCAAGGACGUGUUGAGGAAGGGCUCUCAAUUUGUCAUCGAACCGUCCAGUUCCACAACUUUGCUCCUCCACCAGAUUCUGGGCGCUGUUGCGCCGCGUUUCGGCAUGGACCCCAUCUUUGAUCCAGAGACCAAGUCUUUGUCCGUUGAACUCCCCAUGCUGAGUCUCUACUUUUCUGCCCGGCAAGGGGACGCCGUCUUGAGGUCCAAGAACUACGCCGGCAUGGAGCUCGACGAGAACCAGGGAAUCGACACUCUUAUCGGGCUGUCCAACAAGCUGGUGCUGAAACCAAGCAGCCAUGCAGGCUUCAGAGAAGUCCUCGUCCCACGAGGCGACAUAUCCGUCGUCCGGACCAAACCCAGCGGUCAUGUUCGCCUCUCCAGCCUCGGGCUAGACGGACGUGCCUUCAUCCGCCACAACGCCUUCACCGUCAACGACACGCUCGGCCAGCUGACCGACGCCGGCUCCCUCCAGAGCAAGCUGCACCUCUGCUACCUGCACGCGCUCACCUCGCACUGCCUGCCCGACCCUCUUACCCACCGCACCGGCACCGACGAGGCCCUGAGAAUCCUCGGGGGGGCCGCGGUAAAGUCCUACCCGGCCCUUGGUGAAGAGUCUCGGGAGCUCCUCGCGCAUAUCGCCGCCCUCUCCCCCCGACGGACAUACUACCCCAGUCAUAUUCGGGCCAUGGAACAAGCGGAGUGGAACGCGAACCUCCCCACCCUAUCGCAGCACGAGGGUUUCUGGCCCCUUGCCAAAGCCGUCCACGAGCAUUACCACACCUCUGAGAAGCUCUUCCGGGCGGUAGGGAGCGACGGAGGCAUGGCGCUCGUUCCCAAGGUUUUGGCAAAGACAGGUAAGACACGCUCGCCCGACUUGGCAGAGCGGGCGAGGAUCCGCAACGCCGCGUUUUGCGUGGCAGAGUUCGGCGCCGAGGGGCACACGACGGCUAAAGAUGAGUGGUACCACCCCAGUCAGGAGAGGGCAAACAACGGUUCCGCUCAGGCCAGGGAGUGGGUUGCCUACCUGGCUAGGUGCGUCGACGGGGGCACAGAGCGGCUUCUUUUCAGUCCUUCCAUUCAGGGGCACACCAUUUCCAGCGCCAACGGUAACGAGUUCCGAGGGGUUGAGUCGGUCAGCUUGGCAUUCAACCUGACCAACUUUGAGCCCCUGUCGUCGACCAUCAACGAGCGCUGGUGUGGACUGCACAGGGCGCUGGUUGGGGAGAAUAACAAGUUCAGGAAGAUCUUCUUUCUGUCCAGCCUCCUUUACGCGGAGCAGUCGGAUCGGGAGAUUGUUCAGGCUUUGAUGGCGAUUGCCACGAUGUCGGCCCUCUCUCGAGCAGACAUGUUGCCACCAUCAGACGAGCAAUUCAAUUUGUGCAUCAAUAGAUCGACCUUGUCACGCGACCUGCACAACAUCGUCCGCAAUGGCUCGAAACGGCAACAAGAGUGCCCAGAAUGGCAGUGGGAAAGGGGCUCACGGGAGUCGCCUAGGAAUUUCCGAAGCAGGCGAGAUCGAGGAUGGUCAUCUAAGCGGACCGAGAUGAAGGAGAAGUUCGUCUCUGCGCUGAUGCGCCAGAUUCAGUACUCGUGGACGAUCAGCGUUCCAACCGACCACGCCUACAACACCCAUCUCAAUGUCGACACGAUCAUGCUCCGGGCACGAGAGAAAGUUGAAAUGGCACGAAGGACCGAGGCCUUCGAUCGGUAUCUGGAUUCGGUGAUGAAUCAUCUCAGACAGGCAGCGGUCACCGAGCACAGCAACCUGCUCGUGUCGCCAACUCUCAGCACAAUCCAACCACGUUCAAGACUCGGUUUCAUCUCUGCUAUGUCGCUAUUCGUGCAACAAGCACCGUUUUCGGAGAGCCCACAUCUUGAACUCCUCCCCGAGUUGUGUACUGAAUCUCAGGCGGCAGAGCAGUCGCACGCUCACCUGGCCGCCCUCGUGGGCGAGCUUCAGAUCGCUGGCGAUCUCCAGGACCACCAGAGAAGCUACAUCAAGGAGCUUCGCCACAGCAUGGCCAGCCCGGGGCCCCCUCGACGCCGCAUGGUUGUCCAGCCAGACGACCCGACAAUCCGCCCAACUCUCGAGCAGCAUCUCCAAGCAGCGCGAACGGAGCACAACGUCAUCAACACCCGCGUCAACCUCGCCGCAACAGGCACCUCCCUCGCUCACCAGCUCAGCAAAACCGCCACCCUCUACCCCCGGCUCUCCCCCGUCUUCUUCCUCCAGCGCCUCACCCGCACCUUCUGGCCCAGCCUGCCGCCGCUCUGGCGUCAAUCCCUUGUCAAUCUCGCCCUCGCCCUCAUCCACCUCCAACGGGCCUCCCGCCUGGCCAGCCACGCCCGCGACCUCCCCGCCCGCUGGAGCGACCUGCAACACGAGCUGUCCAACCCCGGCGACCACGCCAACCCCUCGUGGGACCCGCUCGUCUACCCCGAAGGCCUGUUAUUGGAGAUCGAGCAGGAUAUCCUGAUCCGUCCGGUGCAGAACGCCAUCGCGGCCGAGAUGCGCUCCCCGCCGAACGGAAAGAACGCGGUCAUGCAGCUCAACAUGGGCGAGGGCAAGUCGUCGGUCAUUGUUCCGCUCGUCGCGGCCGCGUUGGCGGAUGGGGACAGCGUGGUCCGCGUCGUGGUGGCCAAGCCACAGGCGAGCCAGAUGACGCACAUGCUUGUGGGAAGAUUGGGGGGUUUGGUGAAUCGGAGGGUAUUUUAUCUGCCGAUUUCGAGAUCGGUGCAGCCGUCGAUGGACGAUGUUGAGACUCUGAGGGGAAUAAUUAAGAAGUGUAGGACGGAAGGCGGGGUGCUGCUUGUUCAGCCGGAACAUCUGCUUUCGUUCAAGCUCAUGGGGAUUGACAAGAGCGGGACGGAAGGGGAGGGGGAAAAUUCGUUGGGAAGGCAAAUCACGCGGCUGUACAAGGACUUCGAGUCCGUCUCCCGCGACAUUGUCGAUGAGAGCGACGAGAACUUCAGCAUCAAGUUCGAGUUGAUCUACACCAUGGGGUCGCAGGAGGCGGUUGAGAUGAGCCCCGACAGGUGGAUUCUGAUUCAGGACCUUCUCCUCAUGACAGAGAAUGUGGCUCGCAGGUUGAUGGCACCGAGCGCGCUGGGAUCAAGCGUGUCUCAGAGCCUGCUUCUCGAAGACGACGCCGUUCCAGGACGAGUUCCCAAGAUCCGCGUGUUGGAGGAGUCUGGAGGCCAGCAACUCAUCACGGCCCUUGCGAAUGAGGUGUGUAGCAUCGGCAUCACGGGUCUGCCAGCCCACCACCAGACUGAGGACAUGCGGCAAGCAGUUCUGAACUACAUCCUGCUCGAACGCCCAUCAGAGACCGACAUCGAGAUGGUUCAGAACACCGAUACGGGCUUCUUCAGCAACUCAACCACCAAAGCGGCCCUCUCGCUUCUCCGCGGCCUCCUCGCCAAGGGCGUCCUCCUGUUUGCCCUGGGGCACAAGCGGCACAGGGUCAACUACGGCCUCGCCCCGGACCGUCGGCCGCCGACCAUGCUAGCCGUGCCGUACCGCGCCAAGGACAUGCCCUCUGCACGAUCUGAGUUCAGCCACCCCGACGUCGUCAUUGUGCUGACGUGCCUGAGCUACUACUACGGCGGUCUGUCUCACGCCGAACUCUACACGUGCCUGGAGCUGCUAGCCAAGUCGGACCGGAGCGAGGAGGAGUUUUCAGAAUGGGCAGCCAAAUCCCCAACCCUACCUCCGUCGUUUCGCCACUUUUCUGCAAUCAACCUCAAAGAUCGGCCCCAGUGUGAGGGCGAGGUCUUUCCUGGGCUGAAAUAUUCCCGGCCAGUCGUCGACUUCUACCUCCGGAGGGUUGUGUUUCCCAAAGAACUGAAGCAGUUUCCCUCCAAGCUCUCGGCAUCGGGCUGGGACUUGGCACGGUGCAAAGAGCAGCCCCUGACGGGGUUCAGCGGCACGAACGACUCCAAAUGCGUUCUUCCGCUGUCGAUCCAGGCUCUCGAUCUCCAGCCGCACACCAACGCCUCGGUCCUCAGCACCCUGCUGCGUGAGGAGAACAUGGUCCUGGAGCUGGGUGACAAAGGAGCGUCGCAGCUCACAGCCUUGACGGAAAAAAUGCUUCUCGGUGCGUUGGCCAGUUCAGACCCGGAGAUCCGUGUUGUCCUCGACGUUGGGGCCCAGAUCAUCGAGAGCAGCAACUUCCAGAUGGCCAAGAGCCUGCUCGGCAACGCUCCCACGAGCAGCACUGACGCGGCCAUCUUCUUCAACGACAACGACGAGCUCUCGGUCCUCACCCGCAACGGCGUGGUUGACUCGUUUCUCACAUCGCCGUUCGCCGCCCACACGGAUCGCUGCCUCGUGUUCCUCGACCAAGCGCACACCCGCGGCACCGACCUGAAACUGCCUGACAACUACCGCGCCGCCGUAACGCUUGGCCCGGGGGUUACCAAAGACACGCUCGUGCAAGCGUGUAUGCGGAUGCGCAAGCUCGGCCAGGGGCAGUCUGUCAGCUUCAUUGUGUCCCCCGAGAUGCAGAAGCGCAUUCGAGGCCUGCGCAACAUCACGGACGGUCGGCCGCUCGCUGUCUCAGACGUUCUCGCCUGGGCCAUCUCGGAGGCGUGGGACGAAACAGUGCGGAGCGUGCCCCUGUGGGCGACUCAGGGGGUCCGCCACCUCCGCCAAGAGGCUAUCUGGAAAGAGACAGACACAACAGGGGGGUUCACUCGCUCCAGCGUCAAGGAGUACCUCGAGCCCGACGCCAUGUCCCUGGAGCAGCGCUACAGCCCGGGGCCAGCCACAAAUCACGACACCAUCACCACCCUGAUGGCAAGCCUCAACUUGGACGCCGAGCCCAGCCCAGAGGACACCGAGCUCGCCGCGAUCAAGACCAAGCUGCUAGCCUUCAGGCAUUCCACCCGCACCUCUUCCUCCACUUCCCCAACCCUCCAAGAAGAGCAGGAGCGCGAGCUCGCCCCAGAGAUUGAACAAGAGCGCCAAGUCUGCCGCCCCCCGCCGCGCAAAGCCCGCGCCCACAACCUCCACGCGGACGUCGUCCUCCUCGCGCGCACCGGCACCAUCAGCGCCGGCAGCUCCGCCUUCGUCCCGGCCUUCACCACCCUCUCAACCACCAGCGCGGCCGCCCUCUUCGCGGCCGACCUCUCCGCCUUCCCCACCGACCUCCUCGCCACGCGCGACUUUGCCCUCACCGUCGAGUUCAGCCAGAAGAGACACGACACCGACCCCUACCUCUCCGACGCCCACCAGCGCCCAGUGCAAUGGCUCCUCCUGACCCGCCCCUCCACCGACCCCGACCACUCCCGGACGAUGGUUAUCAUCAGCCCGCACGAAGCCGCCCUCCUCAAGGCCACUCUCGCGUCCUCCACCUCCCCCGUCUCCCUCCACGCCUACCACCCCCGCCUGACCCUCUCCCACCGCACGAUGGAACACCUCAACACCUACACAGUCCCCGCAUGCGCCUCCACCUGGCGCCCCCCCCCAGACUCCCUCAUCACGCAGCUCAACCUCUUCGCGGGCCAGCUCUACUUGCGCAACUACGCCGAGUACGUGCGGAUGUGUCGGUACCUGGGUCUGUCGUACACCAAGAACAGCGGGGAGGAGAAGGUGGGACAGGAUGGGUUUGUUGGGAAGGGGGUGAUGUAUCCGGAGUGUGGGCUUGGGACGAGUCCGGUGGGGUUUUUGAGGGGGUUGGUUGGGGUGAGGAGGGAUUGCGCUGGGGUGGAGAGAACGCAUAUGGGGAGGGUGUUGAUGGGGGGUGUUUUGGGGAUUGGGGAUUUUGAGGAAGGG
This is a messenger RNA of Parathielavia appendiculata, 9462 nucleotides long. RefSeq lists its product as uncharacterized. Gene Ontology annotation, molecular function: cysteine-type deubiquitinase activity; K63-linked polyubiquitin modification-dependent protein binding. The annotation marks the transcript as partial. The record is from RefSeq and is a predicted model, not a curated record. Lineage: Eukaryota; Fungi; Ascomycota; Sordariomycetes; Sordariales; Chaetomiaceae. Gene Ontology annotation, biological process: protein deubiquitination involved in ubiquitin-dependent protein catabolic process. The transcript has 2 exons. Gene Ontology annotation, cellular component: cytoplasm; nucleus.